Messenger RNA from Synchiropus splendidus (mandarinfish), 2894 nucleotides. It is a transcript of the gene rimkla, whose product is annotated as ribosomal modification protein rimK-like family member A. The coding region runs from base 437 to 1609 and encodes 390 amino acids. The record is from RefSeq and is a predicted model, not a curated record. The transcript is spliced from 5 exons. Gene Ontology annotation, molecular function: ATP binding; metal ion binding; ligase activity, forming carbon-nitrogen bonds. Gene Ontology annotation, cellular component: cytoplasm. Gene Ontology annotation, biological process: protein modification process. NCBI's taxonomy places the organism in Eukaryota, Metazoa, Chordata, Actinopteri, Syngnathiformes, Callionymidae.
CGAAGCGCGUGGGUGUGCACUGUUAAAAAAAAAAAUCGCGUGCACAUUUUCAGCACCAACACCGCGUGGAUAGCAGCAAACAGCGCAGUUCCUCUCACGAAUACCAGCCGAACUGGACCUGAUACGCUUGUAAUUCUGUUGGAAUCGCGGGACUCCGGCUGAGCUUUGUUCGCUCCAUCCCAACUCAGCGUCAACAGUCGGCUAACUCCACCUCUGGGUGUAAAUGGCUGCAAAUGAGGGGAAACAAAGGUAGUAGCGAUCACUCGUCCUAGCCGGUUCGGUGGAGACAGCAGCGCCUCCCAGUCUCCUCGCCGCCAGAAGCCGCGGAGGGUCUCCAUUGUGUGAGCAUCUCCGCUAUUUUCCGGAUCCCGCGCGGCUGCCGCCCCCCCGACCCACCCCCAUCCGCUGCCUCUGCUUCCACCCGCUGUCGGCCACGAUGUGUUCCCGGGUUUGGUUCGUGACUGACCGGCGUAUCAGCCAGGAGUACCCCCAAGUUCAGAUCCUGCGGGCCCUGAAGGAGCGAUGCGCCGACGAGGAUGUGGAAUUCCGCUCCCUUCUCAUGGAUCAAAUCGUGCUGACGAUCAGCCAGGGGCAACUCGGGCUGCGGGUGGAGCAGGAAUUGGUGACGUCGUAUCCCCAGGUGGUGGUGGUGCGGGUGCCCACGCCCUGGGUGCAGUCCGACAGUGACAUCACUGUGCUGCGCCACCUGGAGAAGAUGGGCUGUCGCCUGAUCAACCGACCACAGGCUAUACUGAACUGCGUCAACAAGUUCUGGACCUUCCAGGAGCUGGCCGGCCACGGAGUUCCUCUACCGGACACCUUUUCAUACGGAGGACACGACAACUUCCGCAAGAUGAUCGACGAGGCGGAGCCGCUUGGAUACCCGGUGGUGGUGAAGAACGCUCGUGGCCACAGAGGAAAAGCAGUCUUCUUGGCGCGGGACAAACACCACCUGACAGACUUGUGCCACUUGAUCCGCCACGACACCCCCUAUUUGUUUCAAGAGUACGUCAAGGAGUCGCACGGCCGCGACGUGCGGGUGGUCCUGGUGGGCGGACGUGUCAUCGGAUCCAUGCUCCGCUGCUCUACUGACGGUCGGAUGCAGAGCAACUGUUCCCUAGGUGGUGUAGGGAUGAUGUGCCCCCUGAGUGAACAGGGCAAGCAGCUAGCCACUGAGGUGUCGAACAUCCUCGGCAUGGACGUGUGCGGCAUCGACCUCCUGCAGCUCAACGAUGGCUCCUUCGUGGUCUGCGAGGCCAACGCCAACGUGGGCUUCAUCGCUUUCGACCAGGCCUGCGGCAUGGACGUGGCGGGCAUCGUGGCCGACUACGCCCUCUCCCUGCUGCCCAGCCGCCUCACCCGCAAGAUGUCGCUGCUCUCCGUGGUGUCCAGCACCAGCGAGACCAGCAGCGAGCCGGAGGUGUGCUCGGUGCCAACGGGCGGGGGGUCACUACCCGAAGCCGUCUGCAACAUGAGCGUCGGCUCCACUUCCAGCGAGAGCGACCCGGAGCUGGCGGAGCCCUCCCAGGCCUUGGGCCCUGUCCUCCCUGACCCCGCUUACAACUUCAACACUCUUCUUGCCAAUGAAAUCAAGUUAUUGACUGAGUGAGAACCUGACCAUCCUGUCACAAACACACACACCCGUUCGCAACAUACAUUCCUCUAAUGACACAUAUCGACCCCAAAACAGUGAGUGGAGACACACGUAGACACAGACAUAGACGUCACCUGACUCCCUUCUGAGAAGAUACAAAGAUCUGUGGCUGCUCCCCUGACUCUCCUCUAUGCACCCUCCGACCCAAACCUGGUUCUAACUGCAGCCAUACAUCUAACUGAUGAUGUAUGUAUGUGAUUCAAAACGGUGAUGAAAUUAUUCAAUGUAGCAAAUUGCUUUCAAAACAGGAUAAAAAAAUUCAUUUGAAAAAUGAUUUGUCACACUGUGCACAAAUUUCCCACUCACUGUGAACGCAGCAGUAGUGUGCCCAGUAUUCGCAUCAGGUCAGUCUCAUGACCGUCUGGACGGAGAAAAAGUCAAGCACUUUAUGCUAAAGAAACUACGCCAUGUCCACACCUGCCAGCCGAAUAUACCUCAGAACUAAAACGGUUGCUGCCACCAGUGUAGAGUCGACACAUAUCAGCCCGGAUCUUCGUUGUUUUGUCCCAGGAAAUUCUCUGUGUCCGUUCCAGGAGCCGAAAAGGAAGUUUUGUACUUUGUGUUUUAUAAGUUCUGGCCGUUUUUGUAAAUAUGUUAGCGGAAUUAGCUUUAGAGUGUGCGAGCGCCCAGCGGCGGAGGAGCCAUGGCAACCAGGGAGCCGUUCGAACAAACUUGUACAGAAUCUAAAGGAAAUGUUAAAACAAAUUGGUGCUAACAUUUUGGAGUCCGGUUCCACGCAGGUCUGGUUUGGAUUGUAGAUUUUAUUGCUUUGACCUUUUCCUAUUUUGUAUUCAGACAAAUCCUAACUCUUGUUGGCAUGAUGUACAGAUACAAAAUGGAAACUAUAUUUUUACAGUCUUUUUUUAAUUGAAUGUUACUUUUCUUAGAAGAAAAAGGCCAAAAAUCCAGCAAGGUUUUGACUCACCCCCUCGUACUGAAAUGGGGUGCUGCCUCUUUUUCAUUCAGUUCCGAUUAAAAGCACAAACACUUCCACUUUGCGAACACCUUUUUUUAGUUAGUAGAGUUGAACAAAACUCAGGGAAGCAGCCUGGAUCUCCCCUCCUGAACGCCACAAAACACCACGACAGUACACCCCGACUCACACUAGAAACAUUUACAGUAUAAGAUGACGUAUCGGUCCUGUUUCACAUUGUUCCUUGUUUUCCUAAUUUAUGGAGGGUUCUAAAGAAAAGAAGCUUGUGUGCACUAAUGUUGUCUCAAUAAAGUGAAACCGCUGUGA